Messenger RNA from Suillus subaureus, 705 nucleotides. RefSeq names its product DUF866-domain-containing protein. Bases 73 to 552 code for a protein of 159 amino acids. The transcript is spliced from 6 exons. Gene Ontology annotation, molecular function: zinc ion binding. Lineage: Eukaryota; Fungi; Basidiomycota; Agaricomycetes; Boletales; Suillaceae. The record is from RefSeq and is a predicted model, not a curated record.
CAAGAACAAACUCUGAUCAUUCACGAUGAACUUGUAUAUCUCGCCUAAACUUGAAAGAUACAUCGUCUGAUCAUGGUCUUCUUGAAACUGGAAAUCAAAGCUGAGCUGGAAAACGUCACAGAUCUCGCCCCUUCUGGUGAUGAUUUCGAGUACUUCUUCAAAGUUGUCUGCAAUAGUUGUCACGAGGAACAUAAGAAGUUCGUCACGUUGAAAAGAUUGGAAACACGAAAUAUCUCGAAUAGCAGAGGCUCAGCUCACCUCGUUUGGCGUUGUGGUAAUUGUAAAAAGGAAAGCUCCGCUAGCUUUGUCGCUGAACCGUCAAAACCAUACUCCGCCGAAUCAAAUGGACAAUUUGCCACCCUAUUGAAGAUGGAGUGUCGUGGGUUAGAGUUCACGGACUUUGCUCCAGUUGGGCGGUGGUCAUGCAAGGGAGAGACCGGCACUAACUUCUCUGAUGUUGACCUUGAAGAUGAUGACUGGGUCGACUAUGACGAGAAGGCUAAAGUUGAUGUUCGCAUUUCAAACAUUGAAAGUCGAUGGACCAGGGCGUGAAUCAUCAGGAGGAAGGUUUCAUCAGUAUAUCUACAACAGGUGCAAGAUACAGUCGUGUAAAGUACCUUUCGAAGUUUCAGUACAUCGUAGUGUGAUAGAUGCGAAAGAUAACUUUCGGCUUAUAGAAGAUCUUUGCCAUUGUCCCUCGGUCUG